AUGGGGUGGCUUCGGCUCAAUCGUGAGCAUGCUAUCUCACUCUCUGCUUCUCAAGACAACUCCACUUCUUACGACAAGCCCGCUCUACAUAAAGACGCCAUCUCAAGUCAUAUCGAGCACCUCCACGCCGAUGAAACAGAGACACGAUUGUAUCCAGCAGUAGCAGAUACCCUACCUGACGACCAACUUCCUUUUAUACCCGCCCAUACAGUCCUCAAUGUUAGCUCAGGAAGCAGCAGAAUCUGGAUCGUCAUCGACAACAUCGUCUACGACUGCACCGACUUCAUCUUUGAUCAUCCGGGCGGCAGCACGGUGAUCAAGAGUUUCGUGGGCAAGGACUGCUCUUGGCAGUUUUGGAGGUUCCAUACUAGAGAGCAUAUGAAGGAAUUUGGAAGGAAGUUGAGGAUCGGCAGGACAGAAGGUGUGAAGAAUCCGUUCAAGGAACCUGCAAGGUAUGUGGGAUUGAGAAGGCUAGGGGAGGUAGACAAGGAGUGGGAUUGA
Messenger RNA from Aureobasidium musti, 501 nucleotides. Lineage: Eukaryota; Fungi; Ascomycota; Dothideomycetes; Dothideales; Saccotheciaceae. The record is from the annotation of a GenBank genome assembly.